GAUGGUGUUAUGUCAUCAGACGUGGUUACUUUACCCCGCUCCACAUGUAUAACCGCACACUUAUCCACCCCAAGUUCCAUGCCAAUGGAGCUGCUAAAAUCACACGUGAUUUUUAGCAGCUCCGUUAACCUGGACCUAUUAGGCGCAAAUAAUUUGAGAUCAUCCAUGUAGAGCAGAUGGUUAAGUCUUAGGCCACCCCUGCGAAGCUGAAAUCCGGAUCCUAAUCUCUCAAGCAAAUAGCUUAGAGGGUUUAGUGCCAGGCAAAACCAUAGAGGACUCAGGCAAUCGCCCUGGAAAAUACCCCGCCGUAUCUUUAUUCGGUCCUCCGCGUCAGACAGCCGCUUACCUUGGAGACAAAGCAUUGUACUCCAUUGCCCCAUACAUGUUCCGAGAAGCCCUCGGAUCGAAGGAUCGAUCUUAUAAAGUUCCAGGACUCUCGUUAACCAUGUAUGGGGGACCGAGUCAAAUGCUUUUUUAUAGUCAAUCCAGGCAGCGGAUAAGUUGCGUCUGUUACGCUUGACCUGCUGACCAAUAACCGUGUCGAUCAGGAGAAGCUCCUUAGUUCCGCGACCACCCGCCCGACAUCCAUUCUGUGUAUCUGCCAAAAUUCUAUUGCCAUCUAUAUGCUUGGCAAUUUUGGCCGCCAGUACAGAUGUCAAUGCCUUGUAGAUGGUAGGUAGGCACGUAAUUGGGCGGUAUUGUGACGGGUCAGCGGAGCGGUUGGAUUUAGGAGCUAGAUAAGUGACCCCAGUAGUGAGGAAGUUUGGAAGCAAGCGGUGCUCAAUCGCUUCUCCAAAUUGGCGGGCUAAGGUAGCAUGGCAUGCGUUGAACCCUUUCAGCCAGUAAGUCUGAAGUCCGUCUACCCCUGGAGUUUUCCAGUUCGGGCAUUUUCGGACUGCUGCGCUGAUGUCGUCUCUUGUGACAACAACAGGGUCCAUGGGUGGUAAGGCUACACACGCUUCCUCCAGCUCCAUCAUCCAAGCACCUUCGACGUGCUCAGCAGCAUGAGACCAUAUUCCACGCCAAAAGGCAAUCAGGUCCGCCUUUUCGGGUUGUGGCCCCAUGUGUGCUUUCCGAGCCCCAGAUUGAAGGUACUUGUAGAACUUCCUUUGGUCACUUUCGAAGAGACGAUUCUCACGGUGUCUCCUUGUUGUUUCAGAGUACCGUCUAAUGCGUUUCCCCCAAGCUGCGACCUGCUGUUUCAGGGUGUCGAUGCGCACUGUCACUAUUCGCAAUAGCUCUGCCUGGGGCAGAUUGUGAGAUAUCUCACUGAUUGCAGACCUGACAAAGCGCAUCACUCGCGGUCUUGUGUUACCGGCCCUAAAAGCAGUAAGCUUACCGAUGAGGACUCUGGCAUUAGCGAUUCGAGUUUCGAUACGACGCCUCCAAGCAGGUGUCGUAUGUCGCUGCGGAGAUCCUCUUCCCGUAUUCGAGAAGUUAAUCCCCACCGCUCGACACACGACUACCGCCGCAGCGUAUAGUAUCGAUCCCGUAUCACCAAUGUCAGUACUGGUUUCCAAAUAUGGCGGCAGUAAUUUAUUAACGGUCUCAACGGUAAGUCUGGUCGACGCUCUAUAGGGAACGCGAGGAAGCUGGGAGCGCUGCUCAACCGGUAUUCCUCGGUAAUGAGAGAUCGUCUCCUCAAGCUCUCUCCUGAUCUUGUCCAUGUCCUGGGUAGCUAUUUCCUCAGUUUCCCCCGCUCCGAUCGCAUUGGUCUCCACCCCGGUGUUCUCCUCAAAAAGGACUGACACAUCGGGUGGGUCAUCAACGCCCAUCGGUUCAGGGGCUUCCGCGGAAACAGCCGCACAUCCUAGUUGUUCGAGUUCGGAGGCGCUAAAGAUGUUCCUGCGCAAGAUGUAUCGAACUCGGUCCACCAGAUUUUGUUCAGUGAGGGUGAUGUUGGGUUCCAAGAUGUUGAAUUCGCGGAGCAGUCGCACUCGGUACCCAGUCCGGUUGGUUUCACCCUCAGUCGCCCUAUAAUAUGCUCGCAUGGCAUUUUUAUUUUGGUCAGCUGACCAUCUCAUGCGAGUCUUUUUAUUGUUUCCACCAGUAGCGGACUCCAUAUGCUGGGUCGUUGCCGGCCCUGCUGUCGUCAAGCUUACUGGUGGGGAUGGUGGGUUCGACCGACCAGGUGGUCGGGUCGGUCGGCGGGAUUGGCUGGCGUCCCGCAUGCUGCCGCGCCCAGCGCCAGCUCCAGGCGCGCCCUGGCGACCCCCAGGAAGCGGCCCAGUUCGCAUUCUAUUCUCUUCCAUCCAUAUAACAGGCUUUAUACACUCGAGGGUCGCCCACGUCCCCGAGGAAACCAUUUUGCAAUGCAUCGUUUCCCAGAUGCAAAAAAAUUCCCUGAGAGAUUGAAAACUUGGGUUAAUCUUGUUGGAGGAAGACUUGAAACAUUGUCAGAUAUUGAAUAUUACAAGAAACAGGUUAUUUGUGACAUACAUUUCUGUGAAACUUACAGAAAUCGAAAUAAUCGGUUGAACGCAUUGGCAGUUCCAACACUUCAUCUGCCUGGCCUAAAUUUGAGUCAAAUCACAUCGGGACAAGCUUCAACUUCCACACAACAUAAUUUAGAACCUACUUUAAUACAGCAGGAAAAUUCAGAACCAUCUGUGAGCCAUGCUACUUCAGAACAACCAUCACCAUCAUUACACAACCUGCUGCCUUCAACAUCGCAACCUAUAGCUGCAGAUCCAUCUCAAACAUUUUCUUUGGUGAACAACAUGAUGAUGGAACAUAAUUACAGUGCUAUUAGCAGGCCUAGAAGAAAAACUGUGAAAGAUCCAGCAGCUCCACUGCGCACGAAGAUUAAGCAACUGCAAACUGAUUAAUUAUGCGUUUGCGGAAGAAGGGGGAGUCUUUCAAGGCAAGAUUAAAAAGCGCUGAAGACUAUUCAAACAAUACCCUGUUCAAGCAUUUCGCUAAUAAUUUUAAGAAACCCGCACGACUCUUUUUAAGUAUGCAAUUGCAGGCUGCAAAAAAUCCAAAAGGGCGUCGUUUCACGACGGAAGAGAAAAUAUUAGCGCUUUCGCUUUAUAAGAAAAGCCCGAAAUCGUAUUCAUUGUUAAAUAAAUAUUUUACUCUGCCAUCGGCUAAAUCAAUGAAGCGCCUUCUGGGAUCCAUUAAAAUAAAUGCCGGGAUAAAUCCCAUUGUUUUUGAAAAAAAAAAACAAAACACUUAGCGAAAAAAACGAAAAUGAUCGUUUGUGCUCAUUAAUGUUUGACGAAAUGUCCUUGACUCCGCAAGUGAACUACAACUGUCAAAAAGAUAGUUUCGAAGGCUUCGCGAUUAAUAAACUGGGCCAUUUUGCGGACCACGCGCUUGUCUUUAUGAUUAAAGGCGUUAAACAGAAUUUCAAGCAGCCCAUAGCCUAUUACUUUACAUCUAGGCUGAAUAAGACCGAAUUAAAAAAUAUAAUAACUACGGUCAUACAAUAUGCUCAAGACUCUGGUCUAAUCAUUGUGAAUACAGUGUGUGAUCAGAGCACCGUAAAUGUUGGUGCAAUCACUGAGCUUGUAACUGAAACGAAAGCUAAAUAUUUGAGACGUGGUAAGGAAUGGCGUUACGACCAUAUGUCUAUAGAUAGAAAAAAAAUUGUACCAUUGUUUGAUGUACCCCAUUUAAUAAAGGGAAUAAGAAAUAAUUUAUUAAAUAAAGAUUUAGUGUAUACAUCGAACAAUGUGCAAAAAACUGUGAAAUGGGAGUAUUUCCAAAAACUAUAUGCGGCAGACAAAUCUUAUGGGGAAUUACGCCUAUUAGACAAACUCACAGAAGAACACAUAAAUCCCGAAAAAAUUAAUAAAAUGAGGGUAAAAACAGCAACACAACUUUUCAGCCAUAGUGUUGCUGUAGCAACUGAACAUUUGUCUGCUAGAGGAGAUCUCCCAGAAAGCUGUAAGCAAUUAAUUGAUAUAACGCUAUUAUUCGAUAAUUUGUUCGACAGUCUUAACGUCAGUACCUUACACGUUCCCAAUGGGAAAAAAUAUAAAGGGCCUAUAAAAAGGCACUCGCCUCACCACGAGCUGUGGAUAAAAGCAAAAAUUAUUUUAAAAACAAUCAAAUUUACUUACAUAAAAUCGACCGGAAACAAAUCUCGAUUGAUCGAAACAAACAUACCAUCUAUAACAAAUUUGAUUAAAACUAUUGAAGGUAUGGAGGCUAUUUGGAAUAUUGUAUCCCAAAGAUACGGUUUUGAUGCACUUUUAACAAGAAAUUUUAAUCAGGAUCCGGUCGAAAAUUUCUUUGGGAAUAUCAGAAGCUAUGGGGCAAGAAAUAAUGCACCUAAUUCGGUAGCUUUUGAAGGUGCUUUUAAGGCACUACUGUUAAAUAAUUAUAGUUCCCCUCAUUCAGGCAGAGCAAACUGCGAGGAAGACUCUAACAAAUGUCUUCAAACAUUAGAGUUUUUUUUAACAGAAAAGUCAACGCCCCAUGCUUUUGAUGCUCCCAAAGAAAACGAGGCCAUCGAAUAUAAUGAAAAUGUUUUAAAUGUUAGUAGAGAAAGUGAUGCAGGCCAAAGAAAUUAUGUAUGUGGCUGGGUCCUGUCGAAAUGUUUAAAAAAUAUUGUAAAAAAUUGUAAAAACUGCAGACAAAACCUAAUAGAUCAUGGGGACAAUCAUGGUAGAAAUAAAUUCAUUAGAGCCAAAGAAUACGCUAACAAGAAAUGGUUAUGUUACCCAAGUGAAGAGUUAGAAAAUAGCUUUCAUGAUCUUCAAAAUAUAGCAACAUGAUAUUUAAAAAAUAAUGUACCGAAACAGAACAUUAAAAGAAAUAUCAAAUUGUUAGCAGAUGUGAUGGUUGAAUAUCCUUUUAACUGCACCACGCAUAUUGAAAAAUUAAAAGAAUAUUUUAUAAACGUUACUCUUAAUGUUUUAUUAUAUAGCUGGUGUAGAUCGAUCAAUCGAAUUUUGUCCGGAAAGUUAAAUUAUGUAGGUGACGAUGAAACUAAAAUAGCUGCUCAAAAAUAUUAUGACAAACAUAAAUGUUAUAAAAAUAAAAAGUAAUAUUGUGUUAA
Colias croceus (clouded yellow) is the source of this 5008-nucleotide messenger RNA. RefSeq lists its product as uncharacterized. Lineage: Eukaryota; Metazoa; Arthropoda; Insecta; Lepidoptera; Pieridae. Bases 2064 to 2828 code for a protein of 254 amino acids. The transcript has 6 exons. The record is from RefSeq and is a predicted model, not a curated record.